CAGUCUGCGUCUCCACGCAUGUUGACAAUGUACUCCAUAUUAUAUUAAUGGGUUUAUCAGUUCUAUAGAGGUGGGCAGAGGGGGGCAUCCGAGUGUGCGGGGUAGAGCCUGUACAGUAAACAAUUCUGGUAAGCUUGCAAUGAUAUACACCAGCAUAUGCUAGUGCAGACGUCGCAUGCCGCAUGUGCACGCCUGUCAGUGGAACCUGGGUGCACACCACAUCCAUACAAGCUGGACCGGGAGGAAAACAAGAUACAUCGCCUAUUUUGGCUCUCUUCGAGGGAUUGUGAUUGCAUGAUGAGAGAAAGGGAAUUGCUGCUAUCAUGAACGAUUGUAAAACACGCCACUGAUUUUGGGUAGGUAGGCAUUGGUGGGAAUAAACAAGCAAAACCCGCAGCAAUGGAGAACCAGGCGGCGAUGGAGCAGCAGAGCUAUGAGGACGUUCGGAAGAGCGGUUAUCUCCGCAAGCAGAAAUCUAUGCACCGGCGCUUUUUCGUUCUCCGGGCUGCCUCGGAGCAGGGCCCGGCCAGACUCGAAUAUUAUGAAAACGAGAAGAAAUUCCGAAGCAAGUCACCGGUCCCAAAGAAAGCGGUGAACCUGGACUCUUGCUUCAACAUCAACAAACGGGCAGAUUCAAAGAACAAGUACAUGAUAGUGUUGUAUACCCGCGGGGAGAGCUUUGCCAUAGCCGCAGACACCGAGGACGUCCAAAAUGAAUGGUACCAGGCCAUGCUGGAUCUACAGUGUAAAUGUAAAACUCCUGAUGACUGUGGCAGUGGAGGAGACUGUGGACUGCCUUCCCCAGGCCCUGCUUUUAAGGAGGUCUGGCAGGUUAAAGUGUGGCCCAAAGGUUUGGGCCAAGCUAGAAAUCUAGUUGGUAUCUACCGACUUUGCUUGACAGACAAAACAGUAAACUUUGUCAAGCUGAACUCUGAUGUUGCAGCUGUGGUCCUCCAGCUAAUGAAUGUGCGACGCUGCGGCCACUCAGAGAACUUCUUUUUCAUUGAAGUGGGUCGUUCGGCAAUGACGGGGCCUGGAGAAUUCUGGAUGCAAGUUGAGGACUCAGUGGUAGCACAGAACAUGCAUGAGACCCUGCUUGAGGCCAUGAAGGCUCUGAGCGAAGAGUUCCGUCAAAGAAGCAAAUCCCAAACUGUUGGUGUUAGUUGUGGUGGAGGAACUGCCUCUAACCCUAUCAGUGUACCAUCUAGGCGGCACCAUCCAAAUCUGCCGCCCUCCCAGGUUGGUUUUUCCAGACGUGCUAGAACAGAAACCCCUGGCGUACCUCAUAGCACCAACACCUCUCCAACUCCACGGCAAGGAUUUUCCAGGUCACGGACAGCCAGUAUUGGGGCUCGAACAGAGGAUGGAGGGGGCAGAGCAACAGCACUCAGCACAAGCCCGAGUCUCAAUGGGUCAUCCUGCUCAACUACUCCAACCCUGCGACCUAAACCCACACGAGCACCCACUCCAGCCAAAAUAACCCUAAGCCUUGCACGGUACACGCCUAACCCUGCACCUUCUCCCGCCCCCAGCCUGUCUUCUAGCUCUGGCCAUGGAUCAGAAUGUGGGUUGAGUGGAGCUCCCUUUGGAACAGUGCCAAUCUGCACCUAUGCUAGAAUCCCUCAGAGAGUGUCCAUGUCAGGAUCACCCAGUGAUUAUGGUUCUUCUGAUGAAUAUGGCUCCAGUCCUGGAGAACACUCCUUACUGGCUGCUGGAAUUCCUGCUGCCCUUGUUGAAGGUGGCGCUAGUUAUAUCCUGAUGGGACAUCGAGAAGGUUCUCACAAACGUGCUCAUGGACGCAGAGUUUUUCGUCGAUCAUCUAAUCGUGAAUGUGAGGCUGAGCGCAGGCUGCUUAGCAAGCGUGCUUCCUUACCCCCUACUAUUGCCCAGGAGCACUUGGUCCCUCGCCGCCGAGAAGAGGAGGAUGAAGAAAACUAUGCAGUGAUGUCACACAGUGCAAGUAGAGAGUCUUUCACGUCACGCCGGGGCUCAGGGAGUUCAGCUACAACAUCUUUAGUGCAGGAAACUUCAGCAGAUAAAGGUGUUAGUACUAAAGGGGGUCCUGAGGACUCCUCAAUUGACAGUGGCUACAUGUCUAUGUUACCAGGUGUUACGGCUCCUGCUUCAUUGUCAUUUUCUGUCUCGGGUUCAGAUGCAGCAUCAAAGGGUGGAGAUGAAUACAUGGCCAUGACCCCCAACAACAGUGUUUCACCCCCUCAGCACAUCCGUCUACCCAUCAGUGAAGGAUAUAUGAUGAUGUCUCCUAACAGUAGUUGUUCACCUGAUUUACAUGGCAUGAGUGGGUGCAUUUGGGGUAGCAGGGGCAGCAUGGAGAGUCGGGCGGGCAGUGACUAUAUGAACAUGUCACCUAUAAGUGCCAGGUCAGCUUGCAGUACACCUCCAUCACACCCAGAGCAGCAACCACUGCAGCCAAAGAUGGUCUAUUCCUAUUUUUCUCUGCCACGUUCAUACAAACACACCGCCCUUUCGACCCGUUUUGAAGAAGAUUUGGACAAGGUUUGUAUUGGUAGAGGGGAAGCUAGACGAAAGACUGUACAUAGUGGUUACCCUUGUGGAGGAGACACGCCUGUGGGCUCAGGUGGUGGUGGCCAACUUUCUCUGUCCUCAUCUUCAUUUUCCUCUAGUUCAGCUAGCAGCGAAAGCCUUGAAGAUAGGUCUUUAUCUGUGUCUGUAGGUGGCAUAGGACAAGCAAGUAGGUUGGUCACAGGAUACAGGGUAGGAGGACCUCAUCCCAAGGUCCCAACCCAGCACCAUCACCAGCAGAGAUGUGGACCAGGUAUUCAGAAACAGGGUCACUUGCAAAAAAGAAAAGACAAGUCCUUUUUCGUGGAUAUGUCCAAAGCUAACACGCUGCCGAGAGUCAGGGAGACUUUGCUGCCAACUGCAACCCAGAGCCCUGGAGAGUAUGUGAGCAUUGUUUACCAGGGUGAGCGAGGAGGCCAUAACAAUGAAAGAAAUACAGCUGACCCAGGAAACUCCAUUGCACAAGGAAAUCAAGCUUAUCACCGAUCGCAGUCAUGUAAGGGUGCAACUGCCAACCUUCCUCGAAGCUUCUCAGCACUCCUCUCCACCUCCAUUUCUCUAUCCUCUGAAUAUGUGAACAUGGACUUAGGUAACUCCUAUUCUUCUCUCACUCCCCUCUCUUCAUUCAAACCAGCCCAAAAAGUCAGAGAGGAUCUCACAAGAGCUUCUAAAAUAGAACAAAAAGUAGAAAUAGGACUCAGGAAGAGCAAUGUAACCUCAUCUGAAGAUGUGGCUGCUGCUCCUUUCACAGACUAUACUGAGAUGAAAUUUGGAUUGGCUGCAGAUAACACAUCAAAGUCUCCAAAACACGGCCAAACGCCUCAGCCCUCCUCCAUGGAACAGGAACGUAACAUGAAUUUCUCCUCACCCAAGGCGUUUUCAAAUGUGGAUCAGGGAGCUCGAGUUGUCAGGGCAGAAUCAUCAGCAAGAAGAAGGCACCGCUCAGAGACAUUUAUGGCCCCUUCAACUCUUCCCCUCUCGCCCUCUACUUCCCCUUCUUUUCCUGAAACACCACAUGGUGCUCCCCCUCGACAACAGGGACUAGAGAGUAAUCUUCGAGCCAGUGGUCGGCCAACCUCUCCACAGUGUCCCAGCCCUGGAGCAGCAGCUCUACCUGGUACCCAGAGUUCGCCCUUAUCCCUGGAGCAAGGCCUAAACUACAUUGAUUUAGACUUGGUCAGUAGGGAGAACUCUCAAACCAGUGGAGAUGGACCCUCUGGCCUUCACUCAUUUUUCUCUCCCGUGGUAGGAGGAGGGUUGUCCGGGGGAUUGGGUGGAGCAGGAGGAAACACCACCUCCAGCAUUAACACGUAUGCCAGCAUUGAUUUUAUCAAGUCAGAAGAAAUGAGAGUCCACCAAAACAGCAGGAAGGAUAGUAAAGAUUGUUAAUGUGUUCCUGCAAUCAGAAAUAAGAUGGAGGACCAGUCAGCGCCUGUCCUUCCUGCGUGAGUGUUGGUCUGUGUGUGCACCUGAUGUGUUUUGAAAAAUGAUGCGAUUGCCCAAAUCCCUCAGCAGUGGAGACUUACAGUAAAUGCCCUUGCCUCAUAACAACAUUUAGAGUACUCUCAUUUGUUUUCAUUGGUUCAAUAAAAAAAAAAAACAUAAACAUGUAACGUGUGCCAAAAGACAAUUCAACAU
Molecule: messenger RNA, 4182 nt
Organism: Triplophysa rosa
Lineage: Eukaryota; Metazoa; Chordata; Actinopteri; Cypriniformes; Nemacheilidae
Product: insulin receptor substrate 1-B
Exons: 3
Coding region: 400-3933 (1177 amino acids)
Biological process (GO): insulin receptor signaling pathway
Cellular component (GO): cytosol; plasma membrane
Molecular function (GO): insulin receptor binding; phosphatidylinositol 3-kinase binding
Source: RefSeq, a predicted model, not a curated record